Fonsecaea nubica is the source of this 1134-nucleotide messenger RNA. RefSeq lists its product as hypothetical. NCBI's taxonomy places the organism in Eukaryota, Fungi, Ascomycota, Eurotiomycetes, Chaetothyriales, Herpotrichiellaceae. Bases 1 to 1134 code for a protein of 377 amino acids. The record is from RefSeq and is a predicted model, not a curated record. The transcript has 2 exons.
AUGGCUCCGGGAAUUCUCGAGUAUCCUGGAAUAGAUGGACCAGCACUGGCUUUAAAGUCAAACACCACAAGGUCAUCCAUACGGAUAUUUGAUCCUGUGAAGCAUCUUACGUAUGCGCCGCCGAAGAAGAUCCAUACUUUGGAUGAUCUUUGUCUACCACCUUCACCGAUUUCGCAAGUUGCAUCGACCGACCCAUUCCCUUUGCUGUCCGAAGAGGCUCUGCUUGAGCACCGCCGAGAGUUGCUGUCUGACGAUGUCCUCGAUAACUGCAUGUAUCACACGAGGGACAAAUCGGUUCAACUCCGUGGCAUGGCCCCCAGAUAUGCUCCUUUCAUUCAUCAGUUCUGGACUUCUUCAGAGGUUCUCAAGAUAGUCAGCGAUCUAGCAGGAGUUGACCUGGUACCUGUCAUGGACUUCGAGAUCUGCCACACGAACGUCCAGUUAGGGCCAGAGGGUCUGGCAGGAGUCAGAGACAUCCCGAUCAUCCCACCUGGUGCUCCUGCAGCGGAAACAGUGUCAGCAAUUCAGGAAGGGCCCGAGGAGCCUCUAGCCGCUGCCAAAGAGUCAGUUGUCCCCUGGCAUCGCGAUUCAUAUCCUUUCGUCUGCGUCGUUAUGUUGUCCGACACGAGGAAUAUGAAAGGAGGCGAGACCGAGAUCCAAAGAGGUGAUGGCACGACAAUCAAAGUCCGAUCUCCGCAGAUGGGCGGCGCGGUAGUUCUCCAGGGCAGACACGUGUCUCACAUGGCGAUUCCGGUCGAGAACAUGCCCGAGAGAAUCACUAUUGUGGCCUCUUUCCGGCCGAGGGAUCCUGUGUUGUUGGACGACUCCUCGUUGAUGAAUGUUCGAAAUAAGUCUCAGCUGUCGGAGAUGUACUACCAAUGGACCAGCUACCGCCUGCAUCUGCUCGCCGACAGAUUCCGAUUCGAAGCCGAGAAGCUUGAUGCAGCAUAUCGGGAAGCAAUUGAGGAAACCGAUCAAGGGAGACCGGGGGAUUGCAAGAAAAACGUUGUCGACGUGGAGAAGCUUGAGAGUUGGAUGGAAAAGCAAAUGAGAUAUAUGCGGCGAACCAUGUUUGAGAUGAGACCGAUCACUGCAGACGACAACAUCACCAAGAACGAGAUUGAGGAAGUCUAG